AUGAAAGCUGCGGUUGGCGCGGCUCUCCUGAACUUGGCUGCCUUGGCAGUCGCUUAUGGACCGCAGGCUUUGCAGGAUGAGAUCACUAAACUGCCCGGCGCUCCGGCUGUGCAGUUUCGCAUGUUCUCAGGGUACAUCGACGUGAACCAAGGUCAAACGUUCUAUUGGUUCGUGGAGUCACAGACUGAUCCUGCAAACGCUCCUCUGUUUCUCUGGACGAAUGGUGGCCCUGGGUGCAGUGGAUUAGCAGGAUUCAUGACAGAGCAAGGGCCUUUCCGCGUCCGAGCAGAUGGAGAGACUUUGGUUCUCAACAACUACGCCUGGAACAAGGUCGUCAAUAUGGUUUUCAUUGAGCAGCCUGUGGGCGUGGGUUUCUCCACAGCAAACCCUGAUGCCGUGUAUGGCGACCAGCAGGCAGCAGAAGACAACUACAAGUUUAUUCUUGGGUUUCUGGACCGCUUUCCGGAGUACAAGAAGAAUGACUUUUACAUUUCCUCGGAGUCGUACGGGGGUCAUUACACGCCCACGCUGGGGAAGCUGCUUGCCGACCGAGAUGGUGUGCCAACGUUUCGUGGGAUCUUCCUUGGCAAUCCAUUGACGUACAUGAUGUACAGAGACUACGGGGAGUAUGGGACUGCAUGGGGGCAUCAGCUCCUGCCAGCGCCGCUGUGGAAGCAGUACGAGGCAGCAAGCUGCGCAACGACUUUCCCUUCGUCAGAGACCUGCAAUGAAAUCACAGCGCAGAUGGAGAAAAUCUUGUCUGGCUUUGACAUGUACGCGCUCGACUUUCCAACUUGCAAUCCAGCAGAAGCUGCCGGUCAACAGGAGCGGCUCCAGCUGAUGGGGAAGCUGAAUUUAGCCAAGGGCAUUGUCCCGCCAACCUACCAGCCAUGCUCCAGUGACCACAGCGAGAAGUACCUGAACCUGCCAGAAGUGCAGGCAGCGAUUCAUGCCAAAAGCACCAAAUGGUCGCAGUGUUCAAAUGCAGUGGGCAGCGCCUACAACUCCACGGAUCUCAAUCAACCGAUGAUGCCGUACUGGAAGCACUUGAUUGAGAAGGGCACGUUGAAUCUCAUGGUCUAUUCCGGUGACGAUGACGCAGUUUGCGCCACGUUGGGGUCACAACAGUUUGUUUGGGACUUGGGAUAUGAGCCGAUUGUAAACAAGUCCUGGGUUCCAUGGAAAGUCACUGCGCUGCAGCCAUACAGAAGCAAGCUUUCUUGA
Molecule: messenger RNA, 1224 nt
Organism: Symbiodinium pilosum
Lineage: Eukaryota; Dinophyceae; Suessiales; Symbiodiniaceae
Source: the annotation of a GenBank genome assembly